Pelagomonas calceolata is the source of this 1202-nucleotide messenger RNA. Lineage: Eukaryota; Pelagophyceae; Pelagomonadales; Pelagomonadaceae. The record is from the annotation of a GenBank genome assembly.
AUGGCCGCACUGACCGCGCCACGCAGCUACGCGCCCGCAAAGAUACAAAUCGAGCUCCCAAAUCAGCCCUGCGCCCUCGCCUGGGUCGACGACGCGCUCGUCGCCGCGACGUACGACUACGUCGAGGCCGAGGGAACGCGCGUCGGCGGGCUCUGCCUCAUGCGUAACACUGAGAUCGCGGCGACGCUCGAGCUGCGCGGCGGCUACGCGCUGGCGCCGCGCGGCUCGCAGUUGGCGGUGGCGACGGCGGACGGCCGCGUCGCGCUCGUCGACGUUGCCGAGACGCUGACCGUAUCAACCGUAUCGGAGGCCAAGGGCCACCUCUUCACGGACGUCGUCUGGGACGGGCCCGACGCGCUGGUCGUCGCCGAGGGCGACUCGGGCCGGGUCUCGCGCUGGCGCGCCGACGACGGGCUCGCGGAGAGCCAAUCGUGGGACGCGCACGCCUACGCGCCGGGCUGCCCCGCCGAGGUCUGGUGCGUCGGGCGCGAUCCGAGCACGGGGCUCUACGUGUCCGGCGCCGACGACGGCCUGCUCAAGGCCUGGGACGCGCGGUCGCCAAAACCGGCGCUCGCCCUGCGCCACGGCGCCGGCGUCACGGCCGUGUUGUGCGACGACGGAUCCGUCUCGACGGGCUCGUACGACGAGUCCGUGCGGCUCUGGGACCUGCGCGCGCCGGCGGCGCCGACGGCGUCCGUUGCGGUGGGCGGCGGCGCCUACGCGCUCGCGCGCGACGGCGGCGGCUACCUCGCGGCGUGCAUGGGCGCCGGCGCGUGCGUGCUUCGGGCAACGCCCUUAGCGGUGGCCGGCGUCUACGACCACCACGGCUCCGUCGUCUACGGCGCGGUGCGCCACGGGGCGUCCCGGCGGAUCGCGUCGUGUUCUUUCUAUGAUCGGGGGGUGCAUGUGUGGUGUGAUGAGUAAUAUUUUUGUAAAACUCGAAACUCACAAUCACAAUAUUAUCUUAGUCAAGAGCGAACCUCGUGGGGAUCCUGACGGUCGGCGCGUAGCGCAUCUUCGCGACCGCAUCAGACGGUGCAUCUCUUAACGCGCGCGCGACGGGCUGCUCCGGCCGCCCAGGCCUCAAGAGAAGUUGUCGCAUUAAUAGUGGGAGACGUCGUCGACGCGUCGCGGCCGCGCUAUGAUAAUGGUAGCUCAUCAUCGCAACGGAUGGUCACGUCCGCCGUGCGACUGGCGCCGCG